CACAGCUUCAGACGGAUUCAUACUCUGGACGGUGCUCUGACUUUUGGACAUAGGAUCAGUUGCCUGGAGAGGGAUUGAGCCGAGUCCUGGAUUCCACAGCAUUCUGAAUGGAGAUUCGCCUUUGAAAUGUCCACUCCUAAUCUGGGAAAGUGACCCAUGGUGUAUGCAGGACAUAAGGAAGCCCUACAUGUGUGAUCUGGCCCUGAGCUCUGAGCUCUGAGACUGAAACCUCCUGUGGCCCCAUCAGCUGUGUUUUUCAUCACUGAAGAUAUGCUGUGCCCAUCUGCUAAUCCUGGGAGUGCGUGUAGGCUGCUAGUCACUCUGCUGUAUGGGCUGGAGUCUUAUUUGGAUGCUACAGAGGACAGCAGCUUUCUACAAGACAUGCUUAUGGGCAAUAGCCUACAUGUGCUCAUCAAGCUCCAUGACAGGCUUCAGAGGUUUGGAGCUCAGCGGCCGGCUCCGUUCCAGGACAACGCUGAGGAUCUGGCCCGAGAGUUAACCAAUGAGCUGCGUACUUCAGGGGCUAGACCAGAGAUUGUGGAGUUGCUGCAUGUGCUUUCCAAACCCCAUGUUCAGAACCUUCUCUCAGUGCACGAUACUGUGGCCAAGAAAGAUUAUGACCCUAAACUUCCUCCACUGCCGCCUCUGCCUGCGGAUGAUGAGGAGGAUAAGGAAGACUCUGUCAGGAUUAUCCGUCUGGUCAAAAGCAAAGAGCCACUGGGAGCCACCAUCAAAAAAGAUGGCAUUGGUGGCAUUGUGGUAGCCCGGAUUAUGAGAGGAGGCGCUGCGGACAGAAGUGGUCUUAUCCACGAGGGGGACAAGCUCAGGGAGGUCAAUGGAGUUCCAGUGGAAGACAAGAGACCAGAGGAGAUUGUCCCCAUACUGGCCAAGUCAGAUGGGGCAGUAACCUUCAAAGUAAUCCCAGGCACCAAAGAAGAAUUGGAAGCUGAAGACACCAAGAUUUUUGUCAGGACGCUUUUUGACUACAACCCAAAAGAGGAUCCCGCUAUUCCAUGUAAGGAUGCAGGCUUGGAGUUCAGAAGAGGAGACGUGCUUCAGAUUGUAAGCCAGGAAGACGACACUUGGUGGCAGGCCAGAAGGCAUGAGGAUCCCAACCUUAGAGCUGGACUGAUCCCCUCCAAGCAGCUUCAAGAAAGGAGAGUCGCUUUGCAGAGGCCCGAAGCCCUCUUCCACCCAGCGAGAGUGCCAAAGCCAAGCGCCGACAAUGAGGAAGAAGAUGCAGACUAUGGGGCCAUAAGCGGAAUACACAUAGCUGGUUUGAGGAGAAGUUUCCGGCUAAGCCGGAAGGACCACAAGAUCCAUGAUACCCAAGCAAGAUGGACAAAGAGUGAGGGUCCAAGGGCCAGGAACAUCCCCAGCUAUCAGGAAGUGGUUCCUUACAACAGAAAGCCAAGAGAAUCAUACCGUUUAGUGCUUCUGGUUGGGCCCAGUGGGGUGGGUGUGAGUGAGCUGAAAAGAAAGCUGCUGCUCUCUGAUCCAGAACACUUUGGUGUGCCUGUACCACACACGACCCGUGAGUGCAGAAGAUAUGAGAGAAAAGGAGUGGAGUACCAUUUUGUGUCCAGGCACGCUUUUGAAAAAGAUAUUCUCAACCACAAGUUUAUAGAGUAUGGAGAACACGGGGGAAACUAUUACGGCACCAGCAUAGAUUCGGUCCGCAGGGUUCUAGCGGAGAGCAAGGUGUGCCUGCAGGAUGUGGAACCGCACGUAAUAAAGAUUUUAUAUACAACAGAAUUCAAACCGUAUGUGGUGUUCGUGAAGCCUCCAGCCAUGCAACAGCUGAGGCUCAGUCGGAGAAGAGCAAAAAUCCUGUCCAGUCGCAAUGAGCCGACACCCAUGAGGACGUUUUCGGACGCAGACUUUGAGGAUAUGAUUAAGACAGCCCAGGCGAUGGAGAACAAAUACGGCUACUUGUUCGAGAAGAUCAUCAUCAAUGACGAUUUAGCCUUGGCAUUCACAGAAAUCAGAGCAGAACUGGCGAGACUUGAAAAAGAAACCAACUGGAUCCCAAAAACAUGGGCUCAGGCUUGAAAAAUGUGGAAUUUGUCUCAUAUGAACUGUUUGGAUAAACUGUUAUAACUUCGGUUUUCGUCAUAUUUAAACAAAAGAUACAAAAGAUGAACACAGUGAUUGCAAGACUAUAAACUACAAGUUUUUAUCUGGCUAAACGUCCUGAGUGCAAGUAUUGAUGAAUUCGUUGUCCUGAAUCAAAGCUUGUUGUGUUUCACAGUUGCGUCGGGAAAAUGUUCAUGUGUUGGAAAGCAAACUUUCAUAAUUGCUUUAUGUCUCAGUCCAGCUCCUCAAUGUAAAUUGUUCUGUAAACUGGACUACUCCUAUACUCUCCAUCUCCCGCCUUUUGUGUACUGCUGUGGCUCAUGUUUUGACAUUAAUCGCUAGCAGACAUGGACUCACCAUAACAAGAUAUGUUCUCAAUUUGGAUUAAGUAGGGUGGAGCAAGGCCACGUUCAUCCCUCUUUAACUUGGGACUUCAAGAAUGAACUCUGGAUGAUGCCUCUGAAACACGUCCAGGUAGCUGCAGCGUACAAGCCCCAGACGUUUCCAUUGCACUUCAAGAACAAACAAGGUUCUGAUUUGCUUCUGAUGCUGAUCACAACCUCAAGUCUCACAGUGAUUUAAAUAUGUCUUGGUUUCCUGAAGAAUGUCAACUUGUUUAAAGCUGGAGUCUGCAGACAUCAAUCCAUCCGUCAAACACUCUCAAAGCUUUCCACACGAAGCAACUUGUGUCGUAUCACCUUUUUUUAUCAACAAGCAAAGCCAAAAGGGCCAACGGUUCCCAUGCUAUCUCUCUACACAUCCUUUAUUUUGAUCUGGAAGGAAUGAAUCGACACAGAAAGGAAAUGAAGAGGUUUUUUGGAAGCUAGCAGGUCCUCCAGAAGCCAGAGGAGGAAGAGGAGCUUAUUUUCUCCAGCAUGCAGUAUAUUAAAGUGGAAUUAAAGAGUGACAAGAGACUUUCUAGGGUCACUUUGGCCGGCAGCCUGGGCGGUACAAUGGAGAGGAAAAUCCACACAUACCUGACUUUCACCUUGUAGUUAGGCCAAAGCGAGAAGACAGUAAAAUACGUAGGAAACUAUCUAUUAAGCUGAGAAUCACCUACAGUUGAUAUGGGCAUUAGCACAGCAGAAAGCUACAAGUUGUUUGUGUGUUUACUGAAUUAAAAAUGGG
This is a messenger RNA of Pygocentrus nattereri (red-bellied piranha), 3204 nucleotides long. RefSeq names its product MAGUK p55 subfamily member 7 (gene mpp7b). Bases 271 to 2052 code for a protein of 593 amino acids. The record is from RefSeq and is a predicted model, not a curated record. Gene Ontology annotation, molecular function: protein binding. Gene Ontology annotation, cellular component: plasma membrane; cell-cell junction. The transcript is spliced from 20 exons. Gene Ontology annotation, biological process: protein localization to adherens junction. NCBI's taxonomy places the organism in Eukaryota, Metazoa, Chordata, Actinopteri, Characiformes, Serrasalmidae.